AUGGGCAUUUUGAAAUCUGGUUCAAGAAAUUUAGUUGCUGUCAAGAAGCUAAACAAGUUGUCUUCAGAAGGCGAAAGAGAAUUCAAAUCUGAGGUUGAUGCAAUUGGGAAGACCCAUCACAAGAACCUUGCUCAGCUUCUUGGGUACUGUCAUGAGGGGCCUCAUAGGCUUUUAGUAUACGAGUUCAUGAGCAAUGGCAGUUUAGCAACCUUUCUAUUUGGCUCUCCAAGGCCUAAUUGGACUGAAAGGAGAGGUGUGGAAAUGGAGUUUGGGGAAGAAGAAAGAGCAAUACUAACAGAUUGGGUUUGUACUUGUUAUAUGGAAGGAAGAUUAGAUUGUUUGACGGAGAAUGAGGAUUUGGGUUUGUGUGAUAUUUCCGUAUUGCAAAGAUGGUUGAUGACUGCAAUUUGGUGUAUUCAAGAAGAUCCUUCGAAAAGGCCUAUAAUGAAGACUGUGAUACAAAUGCUUGAAGGAUAUGUUGCAGUUCCUCUUCCUCCUUUCGCUUCUUCUUCUUUCUCUUUAGCUUGUUGA
Messenger RNA from Ilex paraguariensis (yerba mate), 531 nucleotides. The record is from the annotation of a GenBank genome assembly. NCBI's taxonomy places the organism in Eukaryota, Viridiplantae, Streptophyta, Magnoliopsida, Aquifoliales, Aquifoliaceae.